AUGCCCAGAUUCCCCAAAGUCCCGAGUUCCCCAGACUUCCUCUUAUACACACCCUACGUCCCGCCCAUCGAACCAACCCCCGUGCCCAGCACACCUCCAACAAAAAAGGACCAAUUGGUGAUAGCACUGACCUGGUCCGACGGGGUAAGGAAAUUCAAUCCACGGGCUGUGGAUCGCAAAGUAAGGAUAGCCUCUGACUUCACCCCCAUCGACGGUCACGACGUAAAGACACGGGAAUGGCUGAGAAGAACGACGAAGUGGCCAGCCAAGCUCGCGGAUCCACUAUUCCGUAGUAAAGUCGGUGAGGGACAAUGUAUGAUUUUCGAACUUCCGGAUGGGUACACUCUUUACGAGAGAGUGCAUUUUCCAGAUAAAGUACCUACCCCGCCCCCCCCCCCGCAAUGCUUUUUUCUUUUUUCUUUUCUCCCUUCCCUCCCUAGGAGGGGUAAAUGCCAGGAAGUUUUUUUCCCUUAUUUAAAAAAAAAAGAAUUCUGAGGGGAGGUAGGAGCGUAGGGGAAAGGCCAUCCUAUGAAGCAUACCUAUCUAUUCGGACACCCGUCCGGGGGAACGUUCCGAAGUCCUAAAGAGUUUCAAGCGCACUACCUGUGGAUGGCGUGCGAUCCCAUGAAGGAUCGGAAGAAUUGUGCAUGCAAGCUCUGCGGAAACGCUACGGCGAAGGAGUAG
Messenger RNA from Tuber aestivum (summer truffle), 684 nucleotides. The record is from the annotation of a GenBank genome assembly. Lineage: Eukaryota; Fungi; Ascomycota; Pezizomycetes; Pezizales; Tuberaceae.